Molecule: messenger RNA, 957 nt
Organism: Habropoda laboriosa
Lineage: Eukaryota; Metazoa; Arthropoda; Insecta; Hymenoptera; Apidae
Product: myb/SANT-like DNA-binding domain-containing protein 3
Exons: 3
Coding region: 61-957 (298 amino acids)
Source: RefSeq, a predicted model, not a curated record
GUGGGAAGAGACAAACAGUGGAAGACCGCGGCAAUAGUUUAGCAUUUUUUCCAGAUUAAAAUGGCUUCUUCGUCGCUAAAAAGUACUCGGAAAACCUACAGUUUCGAGGAGAGGGAAAUUCUGAUAACCUUGAUAAAUAAAUACGAAGAUAUCGAGGAUAAAAGGUCCGAUCCGAUAUCGAUGUAUAAAAGAAAAUCGGCAUGGUCUCAGCUUGCCAAUGAAUAUAAUUCUACGGUAGGCCCACAGGGAAUGCGUUCAGCCAUACAAUUAAGACGUUGUUGGGAAAACAUGAAAGCCUGUAAAAGAAAUCGCGAAGAAAAAAAGUUACGAAAUAUUUCAAAAAGUUUUUGUCAACUGUCGAAAGAUCGCACAAGGUCUAAAAGCUGGGAAAACAGGAAUUCUUUACCGGAAGUUCCCAUACCUACCGGAACUGUAGGCCUACCGCCAAAUGUUGUGUUUGAGCCGAAGGAGUCAGAACCGUUCACGUUACAAACCGUUUGCACAUUAAAGCCUUCAAAACAGAUGUCGAAAGAGGAAAAUAAUUUCAAAGAUUCAGAUUCUAUCAGCAGCAAGAUCGAGUCGAACUUGUUGUCGCACAGUACAAAGGUGGACUGUCUCAACAAAUCGGUGAAGGACAUGGACUCACCUGUGGUCGAGCAAUUAGACAAGGAUAAUGCUUUAGAGAAGAGUCGAUUAAUUUUCAAAACGAACGCAACACAAACGUUGAUCUCCCCUCGGAUUGUUCACGACCAGCCUCGCAGAACGAAGAGGUCCCUCCACAAAGAGGAGGAACUGCACGUAUUGGCUCUGUCGGAGGCACAGAUGAAGGUCGAUAUUGCUGCUAUGUUGAAAGAGGAGGCCAGGAUUAAAUUAGAAGAGGCUCACUAUCGGAAGGAAGAAGCUAGGCUAAGGAUGCUUCUUUUUACCUAUAAGCUCGAUAGGAUAAAGGAAGAUUGA